Molecule: messenger RNA, 1546 nt
Organism: Antrostomus carolinensis (chuck-will's-widow)
Lineage: Eukaryota; Metazoa; Chordata; Aves; Caprimulgiformes; Caprimulgidae
Product: Down syndrome cell adhesion molecule homolog
Exons: 7
Coding region: 1-1185 (394 amino acids)
Source: RefSeq, a predicted model, not a curated record
AUGGCGAAAAAAAAGACAAAUUCAGUAAAUGUCUUAGCAGAUGCUGAUGCAAAGAGUUUGGCUGAAAUGCUUAUGAGCAAGAACACCAGGACAUCAGAUACACUUAAUAAGCAGCAGCAGACACUGAGGAUGCACAUAGACAUUCCUAGAGCACAACUUCUGAUUGAGGAGAGGGACACGAUGGAGACCAUUGAUGACAGAUCAACAGUUCUGCUCACUGAUGCUGACUUUGGAGAGACGUCUAAGCAGAAGUCACUGACUGUCACCCACACAGUACAUUACCAGUCUGUGUCACAGGCUACAGGACCACUGGUGGAUGUUUCUGAUGCCCGGCCAGGAACAAAUCCUACCACAAGGAGGAGUGCCAAAACUGGACCCACAGCUCGCAACCGCUACGCUAGUCAGUGGACCCUCAACAGACCUCACCCCACCAUAUCAGCUCAUACCCUCACCACAGACUGGAGGCUGCCCACCCCCAGGCCAGCAGGAUCGGUGGACAAGGAAAGCGACAGCUACAGUGUCAGCCCCUCGCAGGACACAGAUAGAGCAAGAAGCAGCAUGGUCUCCACAGAAAGUGCCUCCUCAACAUAUGAAGAGCUAGCAAGAGCAUAUGAGCAUGCAAAAAUGGAAGAGCAGCUGAGACAUGCCAAGUUCACCAUUACAGAAUGCUUCAUAUCAGACACAUCAUCGGAGCAGCUCACGGCAGGGACUAAUGACUACACAGACAGUCUGACCUCAAGCACACCGUCAGAGUCAGGGAUUUGCAGGUUUACUGCAUCCCCCCCGAAACCUCAGGAUGGAGGGCGAGUGAUGAACAUGGCAGUUCCAAAGGCACAUCGGCCAGGUGAUCUCAUACAUUUGCCACCCUACCUUAGGAUGGACUUUUUAUUGAACCGUGGCAUGCAGGGCACGAGCAGAGACCUGGGUUUGGGGCAAGCCUGCUUGGAGCCGCAGAAAAGCCGAACCUUGAAGCGCCCCACCGUCCUGGAGCCGAUACCCAUGGAAACAUCCUCCACAAGAGAAGUACAGUCAUGGCAACCUGGUGCUGUGGCAACGUUACCUCAGCGAGAAGGAGCUGAGUUAGGACAGGCAGCAAAAAUGAGCAGCUCCCAAGAAUCCCUGCUGGACUCCCGGGGCCACUUGAAAGGAAACAAUCCCUACGCAAAAUCUUACACCCUGGUAUAACAAAAAGAGCAUGGCUGGACAGUGGCUGUAAAUAUUUACACUGAAAAAAAAAUCCAAUGAAAGCUACCUUUUUUUUAUUGAAUUCCAAUAUUUAUAAUUAAAGAAGAAGAUUGCCAAAAUAUUUGACAAAAAAAUAAUAAUAUGAACAACAGACAGUGCAAAGACUCUCUUGCUUUUUUUCUGUCUGAGUGUGAGCUUCAUCCAACUGGACAUCUGAAUUUUUGGGUAAAAGAGUCCAGUUUUCUGAUCUUCACAAACGUUUGUGUUUUUACUGAUUUUCUACGAAGUGCAUGGAGACUUAACUAAAACAUUUUAACUAGAAGUUCCAUCAGACAAGAUUUAAAAUGGAAAAAAAAAUACA